AUGCUGCCAAUUAUCGCUGCACUGGGCCUCAUCUCCACGGCUGCUGCCCAUGGCACAGUCAACGCGAUCGUUGUAGAUGGGACUUAUUACCAAGGCUAUAACCCAUCCUACCAGUACAUCACGCCCGCCCCAGUCACAGUAGGAUGGAAAAUCCCCCAAGAUCUAGGAAACACCUUCAUCCCACCCGAUAGCUACGGCUCCCCCGACAUAAUCUGCCACUUGGGCGCCACCAACGCCAUGACUGCUGCAGCAACCAAAGGCGGGUCGAAAAUCAACCUACAGUGGACGCCCUGGCCGGUUUCGCACAAAGGGCCAGUAAUCGACUACCUCGCAAACUGCAACGGACCCUGCGAGACAGUUGAUAAGGCAUCCCUGAAAUGGUUCAAGAUUAGUGCAGUCGGACUCAUUGAUAACAGCAUGUCAAACGGGUACUGGGCUACCGAUCAGCUCAUCAAAAAUAACAACACCUGGACGGUGCAAAUCCCAACCUCCAUCGCAACGGGCAACUAUGUCCUCCGCCAUGAAAUUAUUGGGUUGCAUGCUGCUGGUCAACCCAAUGGAGCACAGAAUUACCCACAGUGUGUCAAUCUAGCGAUCACCAGCUCCGGAACCGAUAACCCAGCUGGUGUACCGGCUACAAGUUUCUAUAAGGCCACCGAUCCCGGUAUCAAGUUUGAUCUGUAUAGCGCCUUUACUUCGUAUACUAUUCCAGGGCCAGCGAAAUAUAGCGGCGCCUUAUCGGUUUCGCAGACCAUGCCGGCCCCGCCAGCGGCUACGGCCACUGGUGUUUAUUCUGUUUAA
Venustampulla echinocandica is the source of this 801-nucleotide messenger RNA. RefSeq lists its product as uncharacterized. The coding region runs from base 1 to 801 and encodes 266 amino acids. NCBI's taxonomy places the organism in Eukaryota, Fungi, Ascomycota, Leotiomycetes, Helotiales, Pleuroascaceae. The record is from RefSeq and is a predicted model, not a curated record. The transcript is spliced from 2 exons.